AUGCAACAAACCACAACAGAGCUGGCGGGAAAGAAAAUAAAUAUGAGCUCGGAAAUAAUGCCAACCGAUGGUGAACGAAAAUCCUCUAGUAAUGUCAGCGUCCCAUGGGUUGAAAAAUACCGGCCAAGAUCGAUCGAUGAUGUUGCACAUCAAGAUGAAGUGGUAUCCGUCUUGAGGAAAUGCCUGCAAGGUGCAGAUCUACCCAAUUUCUUGUUCUAUGGUCCUCCAGGCACUGGCAAAACUUCUACUAUUUUAGCUGCAGCAAGACAUCUCUACGGAUCGGAUAUUUAUAGAUCGAGAGUCCUGGAAUUAAAUGCAUCCGAUGAUCGUGGCAUCCAGGUCAUUCGUGAGAAAAUAAAGACAUUUGCACAGCUAUCGGUUGCCAAUCAACGGCCUGAUGGUACACCUUGCCCUCCCUUUAAAAUAAUAAUAUUAGAUGAAGCCGAUUCCAUGACCCAUGCUGCACAGGCUGCACUUCGGCGAACAAUGGAAAAGUAUUCGAAAACUACUAGAUUUUGUUUAAUAUGUAACUAUGUUAGUAGAAUUAUAGAGCCUUUGACUUCUCGCUGUUCCAAAUUUCGCUUCAAGCCACUGCCGGAAAAUAUAUUAUUACACCACUUAAGUGCAAUUUCCGAAAAAGAAAACCUAGACUGUGAUAAACAAGCCUUACGGAACAUAAUAUCUAUAUCAGAAGGUGACAUGAGAAAGGCUAUUACCUAUAUACAAAGUGUAUCACGAUUGUAUAACGAUAAGCGUAUUACUUCUGAGAGAAUAAUCGAAAGCGCUGGGGUAACUGGACUGUACUUCUCGAUAGCUAGUGCUACGUUAGUUAUACCUGAUGCACUAAUCGACUCUAUUCUCGAAACUUGCCGCCUGAAUUCUUACGAAAAGUUGGAUAAAAUAAUACAGAAUGUAAUUGCUGAUAGUUACUCCGCAUAUCAACUACUAUCUCAACUCCAUGACAAAAUCGUUGACGUAGAUGAACUGUCUGAUAAGAAAAAGUCGUUUUUAGCUCAGAUGAUGGCGGAAAUUGAUAAAUGCUUAAUGGACGGUGCUGACGAAUAUUUACAAAUGAUGAAAUUAUGUAGUCAUAUCAUGCAACAAGUUUGCGCUGGAGAAUGA
Trichoplax adhaerens is the source of this 1122-nucleotide messenger RNA. RefSeq lists its product as uncharacterized. The transcript is spliced from 14 exons. Gene Ontology annotation, cellular component: nucleus; DNA replication factor C complex. Gene Ontology annotation, biological process: DNA-templated DNA replication; DNA repair. Lineage: Eukaryota; Metazoa; Placozoa; Uniplacotomia; Trichoplacea; Trichoplacidae. The record is from RefSeq and is a predicted model, not a curated record. Gene Ontology annotation, molecular function: ATP binding; DNA binding; ATP hydrolysis activity. Bases 1 to 1122 code for a protein of 373 amino acids.